AGCAAGAGCGAAAGUUCUACAGGGGCCGGGGGAGCAACCGAGCGCCAUGUGGCGAAGGGUUCGGUGCCUGCGGACGCUGCUGGGCGCUCAAGCACUAAGCGCUGGUGCUGCUGCCGGCGGGACAAGGGGCCUGCGCGUGGUGAAUCCGGUGGGGGCUCCCUCCCUCAUCUCCAAGGUGGCCUCCGUGGCGCGGCGGAGAGUCAGUGGCGUGGGUAGCUCUGCGCUGCAAGGCGCAGAGGAGGCUGCGGGAGCGGAGUUCAACCAAGAGGAGGAGGCAGUCGGGCAGGAACCACACACUUACCCGGAUACCGGCGGGGACUCUUCCGAUUAUGCAUGUUCAACUUUCAGCAUCGACCAUCUGGUUUCGCUGCUAAGACAAGAAAAUGCCAAAGAUAUCUGUGUUAUUCAGCUGCCUCCAGAAAUGAGAUACAGUGAUUAUUUUAUAAUUGUCAGUGGAUCUUCUACAAGGCAUCUGAAUGCCAUGGCCCACUAUUUGAUAAAAAUGUAUAAGCAUCUGAAGACUGAUUCUGAACCUCAUGUUCUUCUUGAAGGAAAAGAGACCGAUAACUGGUUGUGUAUCGAUUUUGGCAGUAUUGUGGUCCAUUUUAUGUUGCCAGAGACACGUGAAAUUUAUGAGUUAGAAAAGUUAUGGACUCUUCGAGCUUAUGAUGAUCAGUUAGCACAGAUGGUUCCAGAAUCCUUACCCGACGACUUCAUAUUUGGAAUGCCUUGUGAAGAGCAAUGAAUACUCUCUCUGGUGCAAACAGAGCAACUUUGCAUAAACAAAGCUGUUUGAUUACAAUGGCCUGGUGGCCAUUCUUGGGAGGAGUGAAGGGGAAGGAGACUUCGUAACCUUCAGUGAGAGCUUGCAAGUAACCUUGUAGCAAACGGAUGCAUAGGAAAUAUAGCUGAUAAAUGGACACUUGGCAAAAGUGAGAAGAAGCUUUGAACCACACUUACUGCAUAGCUUUGUACAGACUGUCAUUAAAUUCAUAUCACAUUUUCCUUUCUGGGGAUCUUGUUUUUUUUAAUAUAUACAGUAAGGCAGUGUUUGACAGAAAAAUUUGCUGCUGUAAGAUACCAGUAUUAUGGCAAAAAGUGGGAGAAAUUUAGCCAUUUUGAAAUGGUUUUUAAAUCAAGUACAUUAAUGAACCUUCUGCUGUCCCCACUGAUCACUAUAAAAUUCUGGCUUGUGUGCAUGCACACUUCAGAAAGUUUACACCCAGAAUAAAACUUGGUUGGUCCUAAAGGUGC
This is a messenger RNA of Gekko japonicus, 1254 nucleotides long. RefSeq names its product mitochondrial assembly of ribosomal large subunit 1 (gene MALSU1). Bases 47 to 745 code for a protein of 232 amino acids. Lineage: Eukaryota; Metazoa; Chordata; Lepidosauria; Squamata; Gekkonidae. Gene Ontology annotation, cellular component: mitochondrion. Gene Ontology annotation, molecular function: ribosomal large subunit binding. The record is from RefSeq and is a predicted model, not a curated record. The transcript has 4 exons. Gene Ontology annotation, biological process: negative regulation of ribosome biogenesis; negative regulation of translation.